Messenger RNA from Doryrhamphus excisus (bluestripe pipefish), 5566 nucleotides. RefSeq names its product TEA domain family member 1b (gene tead1b). Gene Ontology annotation, molecular function: RNA polymerase II cis-regulatory region sequence-specific DNA binding; DNA-binding transcription factor activity, RNA polymerase II-specific. The record is from RefSeq and is a predicted model, not a curated record. Gene Ontology annotation, biological process: embryonic organ development; regulation of transcription by RNA polymerase II; hippo signaling. NCBI's taxonomy places the organism in Eukaryota, Metazoa, Chordata, Actinopteri, Syngnathiformes, Syngnathidae. Gene Ontology annotation, cellular component: transcription regulator complex.
UUCCGGAUGACGCCACCUCUCGCUCCGCCCCAGCUCAAACUCGCUCUUUGCGUUCAUUUCAUUCCUCUUCUCAUUCCGAGCAUUCUUCGCAUCUCUGUCAGUGAGCGAAGCGAUUCAUCUACAUCUUCCUUGCCGACCCAGAAACACAAGAAUAACUUGACAUUGUAUUGUGAAUCCCCAGUAACAGCACAUUAGCUAAAGGGGAUGUUUUAUAUGAGAUAUCAAUAACGAGUUAGCUCAGCCUGCAGUUGUUGGGGGAUUUCACUGGAGCCUUUUUGGACCACCUCGACGAAAAUCACCGGAGAGACUUGUUGCUUCACCUCUUCGGACUUUGUUUCUUUACAUCGCCAUCGAAGUUUUGUGUCUCUCCCUAGUCUGCUCCAGGCAUCCGCUUGGAGAGCCCAACUGCCAAAAUUGAUCCCAGCAGCUGGAGCGGCAGCGAGAGCCCUGCCGAGGACAUGGAGAGAAUGAGCGACUCGACAGACAAGCCUGUGGACAAUGAUGCAGAAGGGGUGUGGAGUCCAGACAUCGAGCAGAGCUUUCAGGAGGCCUUGGCCAUCUACCCUCCCUGUGGACGUCGGAAGAUCAUCCUGUCAGAUGAGGGGAAGAUGUAUGGUCGCAAUGAGCUGAUAGCCAGAUACAUCAAGCUACGGACCGGAAAGACGAGGACACGCAAGCAGGUGUCUAGUCACAUACAGGUCUUAGCAAGAAAGAAAGUUCGAGAAAUCCAAGCUGCCAUUAAGGUACGUCUGGCUUUGCCCAGUUGCAGGGGGCUUUUCAUUGCCAUGGUUACAGGCUAUUCCUUUGUUUUCCUCCCCUCCCCUACCCCGCAGGUGUCUAGUCACAUUCAGGUUCUUGCCAGAAGGAAAUCUCGUGAGUUUCAUUCCAAGCUAAAGGUUACAAGUAUGGACCAAGCCGUGAAGGACAAAGCCCUCCAGAGCAUGGCCUCCAUGUCGUCAGCUCAGAUCGUCUCUGCCACGGGUAUUCACAACAAGUUGGGCCUGCCAGGCAUCCCUCAUCCCGCCUUCCCUGGAGCAGGGAUAUGGCAGGGGAUGAUAUCAACGAGUCAGCCUGGAUCCUCACACGACAUCAAACCUUUCACCGGGCAAGCUUAUCCAAUCCCGCCUGCAGUCACAACCACUAUUUCAAGCUAUCAGCCCACAGACACUCCAGCUCCGACGGCACCGGCAUGGCAGGGUCGCUCCAUCGGUACAACCAAACUGCGACUGGUGGAGUUUUCUGCCUUCUUGGAGCAACAGAGAGACCCAGAUUCAUACAACAAGCACCUCUUUGUGCAUAUUGGGCAGACAAAUCACUCUUACAGUGAUGCCUUGCUGGAAUCAGUGGACAUUCGUCAGAUUUGUGACAAAUUCCCAGAAAAGAAGGGCGGACUGAAGGAGCUGUACGGGAAAGGCCCCCAAAAUUCUUUCUUCCUUAUAAAGUUCUGGGCCGACCUAAACUGCAAUAUUCAGGAUGAGAGUGGUUCCUUCUACGGCGUGACAAGUCAGUACGAAAGCUCGGAGAACAUGACCAUCACAUGCUCCACCAAAGUGUGCUCCUUUGGCAAGCAGGUGGUGGAGAAAGUGGAGACUGAAUACGCACGAUUUGAGAAUGGACGCUUUGUGUAUAGAAUAAGCAGAUCUCCCAUGUGUGAAUACAUGAUCAACUUCAUCCAUAAGCUAAAACACCUGCCUGAGAAGUACAUGAUGAACAGCGUGCUGGAGAACUUCACAAUCUUAUUGGUGGUGACAAACAGGGACACUCAGGAGACGCUGCUUUGUAUGGCGUGUGUGUUUGAAGUGUCCAACAGUGAGCACGGCGCCCAGCAUCAUAUCUACAGACUGGUAAAAGAAUGAAUCAGUCUUCUCUCCUUCUCACAGACUCUCUGACCUCCAGACCAGUGGCUGUGCCUCUUGCUGAACGUCACACCGACAACGCUUUUUGUUGGUCAUUACGUGAAGUCUCUUUUUAUCACUGUGUUGUUUUGUGUUGUUUGACUGGAGCUGUGCUGAGUUGUGCUACAGUUUUUCUUUUUUUUUCCCCGCUUCACAGCAGAAAUUCUCCUUGAGAGAUUAGGUGUAACUGUGGCGUCUACGUACAAACAAUUUAAUGGACCUGUGUGUUUUGUAUGUUAUUUUUGCUAAGACAAAAAAUAUAUAAAUGGGCUAUUGGCCUUUUUGUGCUAGUUGCCUAAUGAGGUGGGUGUAAUAUGUUUGGGUGUGUUUAGAAUACAUGUUCCAUACAUAGAGCUCCAAAGAAGCUGACAUGACGCUAAAUAUUAUACUAAAUGAUUUUUUUUUUGUAUUAAAUCUGCAAGUAGUAAAUGAUUUCCUCGUCGAAGCACUCCAGCACCGUCACAGCAGUUUGAAUGCUGUCUAAAAAGACACGCUACAGUCACUUUGCUGGGUUAUCUAAUGAAUUCAGGAAACAUUCCAACCUGCUUAAACAUUCCCAUUUCCCUCAGAUAAAAGAUUUUUUUUUUAUUCCUGGAAAAGUAAAAACACUACACAAAUGUACUUUCAUGUUGUCUAAAAGCACUUUGCUCUUGAACUUUUUGAUGAAUCACAACACAUGAAAUCAUAUUUAGACAGCAGUCAUGUUUUUUUUUUCCUCCUAAAUGAGUUGCACUGCCUGUGUGAUCCAAUGCGGAGCUUUUACACUCCCACUACAUUCCCAUUACCGUGGCCUAUGCCGCCCCCAAGCCUUAAACACGCUAAAACUGUGAUCACACUUUGUGGAAAAUCACCUGAGACUUUUCUGAUACAUUCUGCCAAAGUGUAAGAGUACUACAGUGCCUUAGCGUAGAUAGUCCGACUCUAACAUGUCAUUGGUACACUCCUGAAAGCCCAUUUGAGAUUCACUCCACUCAAAUGCCUCAGCUCAAAUAAAACAUUUUUUUGCUCUACAAAAGUCAUAUAUAUGCUCAAUCUCAGCCUUUUUUUUGUUUUUUCGAAAAUCUUUCCUGUGGUAAAACACCAAAACACACACACACAAAACAGUUCUCUUUUUGUGCUGUGCAUGGUAGCAAAAAGUGCCUUUGGUUUCCCAAUCAAACUGACAGAGAAAUCAAACAUUUCUAGACCAAAAAUGAGAUGAUCCCAAGCACCACAUUGCCUUUUUUUGCUAAAAGGAUUGUAACACUAACAAGGGAAGCAGUUCCGUGCCAUAGGACAAGGCAAGCCUUGACUUCCUCGACUUCAGCAGCUUCAGAAAAAUUAAGAAAAACAUUUUUUUUUUCAAUCCGGCUAAUCUAACUUCUGUUAUGUCAGAGGCAAAAUGUAUUGCUUCUAGUUUAAACAAUGUACUCCAGAAGUCCCUUACUGUAUUAUAGUAGAUAUUCUCUGAAUGAAGGCUAACUGUGCCACACUUUGAACACCCCAAGCAUAGAAUAUGCUCAUGUUUUGCUUUUCACUUAUGAUAUUGUAAGAAUGAAGUACACUUGCUUAAAGCACUGCAACACGCUUGCAGGCUGAAGAGGGAAAAGAAAAUUCAUUUUUCACUCUUUCCAUCAACAGCAGCUGUUGAUGAGGCACAAGUAGACCAGCUCGCAUCAUUUGUAUUCUAAACUGAAACUUCACUCUAUGAACAAAAUUAGUGGGGCAUCUGGGAUUCAUACUUUUACAGGAAGUAAAAAUGGAAGAAAAUGUGCACUUCCACUCUUCUGGGAAGACUUUGUACAAGAUAUUGGAGUGUGUGGAGUGGAAUGUUUGUCCAUUGUUGCACCAGAGAGAUGGGUCUUUUUGCUCAUAAUCUCUGUUUUUGUUCAUAUCAAAGUGGUAUGAUGGGGUUUAGGUCAAGGGUCUAAGGUUCAUGCCUUUAUGGGGCCUUGCUUUGAGAACUUCUCUAAGGAACAAAAAGGCCUCGUCCAACCUGUGAUUUAUAAAAUUUGAAGAUAUGUCCCAAUACAUUCGUACAUUUAGUUCAGGGGUGUCCAAACUUUUUCCACUGAGGGUCACAUUGAUAUUUUGUAGAUCGUGUAGAUGUACAAAGAAGUUCUAGAGUAGAUUUCAAGAAAAAAUAUCUCAGAUUUUUGUUAUGGGAGAAAAAAAACUUUAUUAGUAUCAACUUGGGUAUUUGCUUCUUUUUCCCCAAUUUUUGCUGUCUUUUUUUAAAUGUUCUAUUUUUUAAAAUAAUUUUUGUAUUUUUUUUUAAUAAUCUUCAUCCAGCCCUGUCUUCUGCAUCUGUCUCUCUUAGACCAACUACCCUCAUGUCCUCUUUUCACUACAUCCAUAAACCUCCUCUUUGGUCUUCCUCUACGCCUCCUACCUGGCAGCUGUAAACGCAGCAUCCUUCUACCAAUAUAUUCACUAUCUCUCCUCUGGACAUGUCCCAACCAUCUCAGUCUGAUCUCCAAGGCCCUCUAACAUGUAAUUUCCCUCUGAUGUACUCGUUCAUGAUCCUAUCCAUCCUGGUCACUCCCAAUGAGAGCAUCCUCAUCACUGCUACCCCCAGUUUUGCUUCCUGUCUUUUCUUCAGUGGCACUCUGUAUACCCAUCAGAGAAAAAAUUCCAUCCUGCAUGCACACACUUCUUCACCUCCUUAAAAAUAUAUAUAUUUUUAAUUUAAUAUUUCAUCAUUGAGCUAGUAAAAUAAUGUUAUUUUUCCUCAUAAUAUCACAAGUUUAUUCUUGGAAAAUUACAUUUCCUUGUCAGAUUACAACCUUUUUCUCUUAAGAUUUUUGCACUAUUUUUUUGUUUUUUCCUCCCUGAGUUUUUUCAUAUCUUGCACUUUGGACACCCCUGUUAGCUAAAAGUAUGUUUAAGGUUGCUGUUUCAUGAAUAAUUCAAGCAGGGGGCCGGCCCAUUGAUGUUUGUCACAUGAUUGAUACAAAAUGGAUGCAUAUAGGUGAAUCAGUGUCUUAAAGACACUGUGCUUUCUUCUUCUUAGGCUUUUCUUAUGUUUACCCCCCCUGUAUCUCGCCACAUUUAUUGAUGUACUUGUAUCCGGUUAUACUUGUGUUGACAGCGUCUGUAUAUUGUGUUACUGCUGCUGGUACAUGUUGACAUGUAGUUUCAGCACUACAUCACGACUAUGAGGACUUGAGUGGCAUGAAUGUCUGCACUAUUUUUUGUCAUACAAAAAAAAAUAGACAAAACGCUACACUUUGAAACGGGCUGCAAGAAUAUCAGCAGUUUUGUUAUGUGUCUUUUUUGUCAAGGAAAGAGGUACUGGUACCGUUCUGUUUUCAGAUUAUUUUCCGGUGGUAACUAUCAAGUGAUUUUAAUUGACAUUGCCCAUGUUUUAUGUUUUGUGUGCAGACUUCGUCUAAGAAGGUGCUUUGUAUUAAAAAAAAUUAUAUCUUAGCUUUUUUUCUUGGUACAGAUGUGUGAUAUAUUUCUCUUAUCUAUGACAGUAAUGUGUUAGAGCAAGCAAGAGAAAACAAGCUCUGCUAUGUUUGUAUUUGUAUUUUUUUGCUUAAUUAUUACUAUUAUUAUUAUUAUUAAGGUCUCGUUUUUUUUCUUCGUAACAUUAUGAUGCCUUCUUGAUAAUACUAGAUAUUUUGUAGCUUUCUAUAUCAUUUAUAUGUAUGCAAUACUGCAGUUAAAUAAAUUGGAAAUGUACAGCU